AGGAAAAGAAAAUUUUGGAAAAUUCCUCUCUGACUCACAAAGGGGACCAGAUAAUUGUCAGUAGACCACAUGCCGGGGAGAAACAUCCCCCUUUAGUUCUGUCGAAGGGUCGUGAGGACUCGAAACGUCAACUCUUUUCUUCUCCGCCGAUGCUGCCAGACCUGCUGAGUUUUUCCAGGUCUCUGAAGAAAUUAAGCGAGGACAGUUUGACCAAACAGCCAGAAGAGGUCUUCGAUGUGUUGGAGAAACUUGGUGAAGGGUCCUAUGGUAGUGUGUUCAAAGCCAUUCACAAAGAAUCAGGCCAAGUGGUGGCUAUCAAGCAGGUCCCGGUGGAAUCAGACUUGCAGGAGAUUAUCAAAGAGAUCUCCAUCAUGCAGCAGUGUGACAGCCCUCAUGUGGUCAAGUACUAUGGAAGCUAUUUUAAGAAUACAGACUUGUGGAUAGUUAUGGAAUACUGUGGAGCCGGUUCAGUAUCAGACCUUAUUCGAAUAAGGAAUAAAACGUUAACAGAAGACGAGAUCGCCACAAUUUUACAAUCGACACUGAAAGGGCUGGAAUAUCUACACUUCAUGAGGAAAAUCCACAGGGAUAUCAAAGCUGGAAACAUCUUGCUCAAUAACGAGGGACAUGCCAAACUGGCUGACUUUGGAGUUGCUGGUCAGCUUACUGAUACAAUGGCCAAGAGGAACACGGUGAUUGGAACUCCAUUCUGGAUGGCGCCUGAAGUAAUCCAAGAAAUUGGUUACAACUGCGUGGCAGACAUCUGGUCCUUGGGGAUUUCAGCAAUUGAAAUGGCAGAAGGAAAACCACCGUAUGCAGACAUUCAUCCGAUGAGGGCUAUUUUCAUGAUUCCCACGAACCCACCUCCAACAUUCCGGAAACCAGAACUCUGGACGGAUGAAUUUACGGAUUUUGUAAAGCAGUGUUUAGUUAAAAAUCCAGAACAAAGGGCUGCUGCCACACAGCUGCUGCAGCAUCCCUUCAUUAAAAGUGCCAAACCCGUGUCGAUUCUGCGAGAUCUGAUCAAUGACAUGAUGGAAAUUAAAUUGAAACGUCAGGAGGAGCAACAGCGAGACUUGGAUCAGGAUGAUGAGGAGAACUCGGAGGAAGAUGACAUUGACUCGGGCACCAUGGUCCGAGCGAGUGCUGAUGACACAGGGACCAUGAGAGCUGCCAGCACGAUGAGUGAAGGUGCGCGGACGAUGAUCGAGCACGACAGUUCUACGCUGGACUCUCAGAUGGGAACCAUGGUGAUCAACAGUGGAGAGGACGAAGAGGAUGGAACAAUGAAAAAGAAUGAGGAGACCAUGCAGCAAAGCAAACCAUCCUUCCUGGAGUAUUUUGAACAGAAGGAAAAAGAGAACCAGGCAAACACCCACAGUAAUCGGAACGCACAAGCACUUCAGAACUCCUCCGAUAACUGGAAGGUACCGCAAGAUGGGGACUUUGAAUUCUUGAAGAGUUGGACUGUCGAAGAGCUACAGAGAAGGCUCAGCUCACUGGACCCCACAAUGGAGCAGGAGAUUGAAGAGAUUCGUCAGCGCUAUCAGGCUAAGAGGCAACCAAUCCUGGAUGCCAUCGAUGCCAAAAAACGACGGCAGCAGAACUUCUAAGACUCCAGGGAGAGUUCCCACCACCAGGACGAUGUGCUGAGUUCAUCUUCGCAAGCGUUAAAGAGUCUGUGAGGAAACAUUAUUUGUGGAGCAUGUGCGCAUGCGCACACACUCGCGCGCUCUCUCUCUCACUCACUGUCUCUCUCUCUCUCUCACACACACACACUCUCUCUCAUAUGCAUUCUUUCACACACACAUUCUCUCUCUCACGUGUGCGCACACUCACAUGCACGCAUUC
Messenger RNA from Carcharodon carcharias (great white shark), 1851 nucleotides. Its product is annotated as serine/threonine-protein kinase 3/4. Gene Ontology annotation, biological process: intracellular signal transduction; protein phosphorylation; regulation of MAPK cascade. Bases 150 to 1613 code for a protein of 487 amino acids. NCBI's taxonomy places the organism in Eukaryota, Metazoa, Chordata, Chondrichthyes, Lamniformes, Lamnidae. The record is from RefSeq and is a predicted model, not a curated record. Gene Ontology annotation, cellular component: cytoplasm. Gene Ontology annotation, molecular function: ATP binding; protein serine/threonine kinase activity. The transcript has 11 exons.